Messenger RNA from Maylandia zebra (zebra mbuna), 2758 nucleotides. It is a transcript of the gene fam167b, whose product is annotated as family with sequence similarity 167 member B. NCBI's taxonomy places the organism in Eukaryota, Metazoa, Chordata, Actinopteri, Cichliformes, Cichlidae. The record is from RefSeq and is a predicted model, not a curated record.
GCUGCCAGCGCAGAAAGCGAGCCUGCUCCCUGAAUGCUCAGCGUGUAUCAGCAAUCUGCUGCACCGAUGGAUUUUAAGGAGCUUGGAGACGGCUCGUCCUCCGAGGGCGACACGGAGGAUCUGGACAGCGUGAAAGCGCUCACGGAGAAGCUGAAGUUACAGACCCGCAGACCGUCCUACCUCGAGUGGCAGGAGCGCGUACAGAGCCGAGCGUGGAAGGAAAGAAAUUCCGCGGACGGUCCCGAAUCAGGAGGACAGCAAGUCGUUUCCGUGCCGGCAAUUUUGAGGAGGUCAGAACUGGUUGUGGGCAGCAUCUGUGGCUUUGACACUAUGGACGAUGCCCUGGAGCAUCUUAGAAAAGAGCUGAGGGAAAUGCAAGUUCAGGACAACCGACUGGCCCGUCAGCUGAUCCGUCUGCGGGUGGAGAUCCAUCGGCUCAAAGUGGAGCAAGUGUGCCACCGUCACAAGGAGAUGCUGGACGACGCAACGUACGAGCUGGAGGAGUGCGGAGAGGAGUCGGACCUGCUGUGUGAUAUCCCCAUGAAGGCUGCCUUUGCUCUGUCCACCCCUCUAAAGCAUCUGGGCCUCACCAAGAUGAAUAUCAACUCCAGGCGUUUCUCACUGUGUUAAAGACCGCAGGCCUCACUCAUGCCACCGAGGACGCUCCGUCACCUCCUCUGUGUUUGUGUAGGCAUUAUUGUUAUAAAGGGUUAUUUCCGUUGAUGGCGCAGUGGGGCAAAAGUAAAGAUGAGCCACUAGCAGCUGUGAAUGAAAAUGAAAACGUUGAUGACUUUGAUGUGUGCCUUGGUAUGACAUGCAUGAGGAAGCCUGUGCAUACAGACCUGCAGGGGCAUACACCUUUAUCAUCACGCAGCUUCCUGCUGGAUGAGGUCUGGGCAGCUCUGCUGUUGACUGAGAGAAUUAAUGAAGACUAAGAGCUAGACUGAAGUAUACUCAGUGAACUGAGUAUAUUUUUAAUAUCAGAAACCAAGGUGAUUUGGUGAUGCAAAUUCAUAUUGAACAAAGAAGUUUAAGCGGGACAAUAACUCAUUUAUAAAUCUGUUCAUAUUCUUGGACUCUGCAGGAGUGCAGUAGAAAUUCACAUUUCAAAUAUGCCUUAUUUACCUUCUACUGAGUUCACUCCACCCACUGUUAGAAACGAGCUCCCCGAAGCCACCUUUAUUGUGAUUGGCUGCCCCUCUUGAGAAGAGGUGAGGCGAUUUUGUUAAGGUUAUCCCCUCUCAUUGAGGUCAUUAGAAAAAACUGUCGGAAACUGUGUUUGGAGCAGUCUGUGCCUGAGCUUUUGGCUCACGGGGAUUACUUUGCAUACACUGACCUCAUUAUUGGGAACUUAAUUCAUGUUUAAUAUGACUGUUCUCCAUUGUCAUGUGCCUAGAACAGAUAUAACUUAUAUAUACAGUGAUUAACACAUGCAUUAGAGCAUGCCUUCGAAAAUUACCAAAUGAACUUUUAAUUUUCUGAAAUCUGUCAGCACGUGCAGGCGCUUUAAUCAAAUUCAUAUUUGCAAUGAAAAUAAAAUGAAAAAUAUAAUUAAUGUUAUCUGAGAAUUACAGUCAUUUACUUGCAUUCCUGAACAGAAGCAACAAUUUUCCUGAUAAAAAAAACAACAGAAAAUCUUCUUCUUUUUUUUUUUUUUUUUUUUUUUUACAGAUUUCUAAAUCAUUUCUGAUCUUAUUCAUUUGACAGAAAAUGAGGAAAUGUUAGGUCAACUUUAAGGUUAUACAGAAAUGAAAGUAGCCCUCCCACGUGUUCAGGUCACACUACCUUACAUCACCUCAGAAAUUAUGCUGCCAGCCUAAAUAGGUCUUGGAACAAAAGUGAGAUGUUACAAUUUAGAAAAUGAAAUAAAGACAAAACAUAUUGAAGCUGUUUUCAAGCUUGAAUGAAAAAAAAAAAAUCACAUAUUUCCCCUGUGGCCUGCAGUGCUACUCAUGCUACUCAUCUCUCUGGCUGUGAGUUUCUCACUUUGCCUGGCUUCUCUUCAAUAAAAUGGAAUCUAAUAGCGUUCCCCUAAAAUACAUUUAAAUACCUCAGCAGCAACGUCUCUUCUCUGAAAUCAUGACUCAAGUUUUAUUUUUAAUCUACCGUGAUCUGCCAUGUGAGGACUGCAGUUAAGCAAGGUUAAAGCCUCUUUACUUCUUAUUUGCCAUCAUGCUUUUACAAGCAUCAUGAUUAGAUAGAUGAUGUUCACGUCUGCAGAUUUUUAUUCAUUUAUUUUUUAAGUAACUGGGUCAUGACCUCUGAAAAGAGUCAGAUGUAUUCCCAUCAAAUAUAUUUUUCGGCACUUUGAAUGUCAAGUAAGAUUUAGGCAAAGCCAUUAACGACCCUUUUAAAAGGUCACGAGCCAAAAAGUUUGGGAAACACAGCUUUACUGAAACUGAUGCAUGAAGGCAGCUGCUCCUGUCUGGUCUGGGCCGAUACAGAAAUGCUCAGCAACACGUUGAAGUAAACAAAGUCCUUUAAUGCAGACACUUACAGCAGCCACAGGCAGGUCACACUCCAGCAUUUUUUACACCUCUUCUUCACAAACCAAAAAUAUCUCUGCAACCUAGCAGCUGCAGUGACACAAACCAGGAGCUCGUGUCCGAUGUUCUUUGUUUUUCAUUAGCACGUCAGGAUGCUGCAGAGCACUGAUUUUAGACUAUAUGUGGCUGGCCAGUGACCAAGUAUAUUUUAUGUUUUAAAUGAUUUUGUCUUUAGUUUAGUUUUUUAAAGAAUGAAUGAAUUUAACUUUGGU